AUGCCUAUGAGGGUAAUCUGGGAGGAGAUGAUGAAGAGAGGUAUGUUGACUUCUAAAAAUGCGUGGGACUACGGUGAGUUCCGUGAAGAUUGCGAGGAAUUCAAGGCCUUGGUGCAAGGCUUUAUAGACAACAAAGAGCUACAGGUUUAUGAAGGUAGCUCUAGUGAAAAGCAAGUAUGUGUGCUGGAAAAUGAACAGCAAAGAACCAAUAGACCAAGGAUUAUUAUCUCCCUGCCAGGGAAUAAUGAAAUGGGGACACCAGCAGCGCCUAAGGUUAUUAUCCAUACACCUACUCCUUUCCCUUACAAGGAUAGCAAGAAAGUACCAUGGAGUUAUGACUAUAGCGUGACGGUGCCAGGAGAAGGAAACAUAGCCAGUGCAUCUAAAGAUGUACGAGAUGAAGGUUCCCAUACGCAAAGUGGGAGGCGUUAUGAUAUGGGGGACGUCAGAGUAGAGCCCACAAAACCCAAGAAUGUUGAAAUUAAGAAAAAUAGUAAAGUACCUGUUAACGAGCCCUUGCGUAAACAACCAGCACGCAUAUCGGUUUUAGCCUUACUGCUAAGCUCUGAAAUGCAUCGAGAAGCGUUGUUAAAAGUACUCAACGAGACAUAUGUCACUCAUGAUAUAUCUGUUAAUAAGUUGGACCAGUUGAUAAAUAACAUUAAUGCCGAUAAUUUCAUCUACUUUAAUAAUGAUGAAAUUCCACCUGGAGGCAUAGGGUCAACUAAGGCUUUGCACAUCACCACUCGUUGUAAAGGAUACACGCUUCCAAGUGUACUCGUUGAUAAUGGGUCCGCUUUGAACGUCCUUCCAUUAUCUACAUUGAAUAGAUUGCCCAUCGACAGUUCGCACAUGAAGACGUGUCAUAAUGUGGUAAGAGCCUUUGACGGAACUGAAAGGAAAGUAAUAGGGAGGAUUGACAUCCCUCUAGAAAUUGGACCAAAUACAUACGAAGUUGACUUUCUGUUGGUGACAGACGGACGCUUGAUAACCAUCAAUGCAGAAGAGGACAUCAUAGCAUCUGUUACCAGUAAAGCCCCUUAUGUGGAGACAAAUGAGGAGGCUAUCGAGUGUUCUUUUCAUUCCUUGGAAAUUGUUAAUGCCACUUUUAUUUCGGAGGGAAGCGAGGUGCCGCUUCUCAAAAUAUCUAGAGCAACAAGGAUGGCCUCACAAAUAAUGAUGGGGAAAAGAACAUUGCCAGGAAAAGGACUAGAGUUGCAAGGAGGGAUUCAAGUCCCAAAAUUGAUAAAAAAGAAGGAUCGUUUUGGUUUGGGUUUUAAGCCAGACUAUAAACAAAAGAGACAGGAGAUGGAAAAGUGUCAAGCGAGAAGGAAGGCGCGUUUGAACGGAGGAGAGGUGGACUGGGAACUGAUGAUAUUUCCACCUAUAUCCAAAACCUUUAAGUCUGGAGGGUUGCUGGUAGAAGGGAGCCAUCAGAUCAAUGUUGUACAUAGUGAGUGGUUUGGACAAGAAAACGUCGAGGGUAUUCGCCCUUACGAACCGGGGAGCUCUUUAAACAAUUGGACUACGGAGGAUUCACCUAACUUCUCUUGGGGCAACUCCGUUCUCGUUGGUUUACGGAUGGAAGCGGUUUACCUAUUGAAGUGGAAAUACCUUCUCUCGAAUUUUAACAGAGAUAAAGUUGGAUGA
This is a messenger RNA of Gossypium arboreum, 1650 nucleotides long. RefSeq lists its product as uncharacterized. NCBI's taxonomy places the organism in Eukaryota, Viridiplantae, Streptophyta, Magnoliopsida, Malvales, Malvaceae. The record is from RefSeq and is a predicted model, not a curated record. Bases 1 to 1650 code for a protein of 549 amino acids. The transcript has 4 exons.